ACCGCGGGGCGGGAGGAGCGAAGAUGGCGGGAGGGUGCGGCCAAGAGGCUGCUGGGAUUGUGGCGGACCCAGCGGCAAAAUGGCGGCCAUGCGGCCAGGGAGAGGCUCCUUCAAGGUGCUCUCGUCAGUUCCUCUUCAGAUGCUGUUUCACCUCAGUGGGCUGUACUAUGCCCUGUACUUCCUAGCUACAUUCCUGAUGAUUACAUAUAAAAGUCAGGUUUUCAGUUAUCCUUUUAACUGUCUGGUCCUGGAUCUGGUUCUCUUGCUUCUGAUGGGGAUUCUCGAAGUAGCUCGGCUAUAUCUAGGCACAAAAGGCAACCUGACGGAGUCUGAAGUGCCACUGGCUGCUAGCCUGGCAUUCACAGCAGCCAGUGUCCUCCUUUCUGUUUACUUCUUGCUCUGGCAGACCUUGGUACUGUGGAUAGACUCGGUCCUCAGCACCAUUCUCCUGGUGCUACAUGGGCUGGAGGCUGGCUUGCAGGUGGUGGUCAUUGCUGACUUCAUCAGGUAGACGGACCAGGAAUACCUACGCAGCAGUGCUCCUCAGCCUCCAGCCAACUCCUUUGCUCUCAGACACAAUGGUAUCUUUUUUGGAUUUAGGUGGUUUAUAAACCUUUUUUAGUGAGCGGGAGUACAGGAACCAGGGAGGGGCAAACUGUUAGGACUUUAGGUGUUGAAGAUGGUUAUCAUGGACAGUAGUCAACCCCAGAGAUGUCCACUCCUGUUGUAUGGUCGGGGUCCUGGCUAUAGUAGCAGGACCACCAGUGAUCACCAGACCAUUGGAAGGCCAAGUCUUUCAGGAAGUCAACACUGGGGGCAGCCCAGCUGCUCCACCCUGUCUCAGCCCUAUAAAUGCAGCAUCUUGGCAGGAGGACUUGGCUGUGUUGGUCUGUCACUGUGUGUUUUCUCACAGGAAUUGCUGACUUCCAUGCUUCCCACACUAACCCUGCUUCUUGUUCUGAGAACCUGCUGUACUCUGUAGCCAGGCCUUUGUCCAGGCCUGGGAUCCCUCUGAAGUUGCAGGAUGGCAGGCUUUGUGUUCCAGGGUCCCUCCAGUUUGGCUCCCUGUAAGGCCAGUCCUGAAUAAAACUGUUUGGUUUCCAAAAGGAAACAAAAGCAAAUGUAUGCCAGGUGGGGUGGCACACAACACCUUUAAUCCCAGCACCCAGGAGGCAAAGGCAAGCAUAUCUUUGUAAGUUCAAAACCAGCCUGAUUACAGUAUGGUGAAUUGCAGAUCAGCCAGGAUUACAUAGUGAAACUUUGUCUUAAAAAAAAAAAAAAAGGUGGAGGGAGCUGAAGAGAUGGCUCAGCAGUUAAGAGCACUGGCUGAUCUUUCAGAGAACCCAGGUUCCAUUCCCAGCACCCACAUGGCAGCUCACACUUGUCUAUAAUUCCAGUACCAGUGGAUCCAACAUCAUCACACAAACACAUAUGCAGGCAAAACACCAAUGCACAUAAAAUAAAAAUAGAUUAUUUUUUAAAGAGUGAACAGGACAGAGAGCCAUAUAUUGUGAUGUUCACUUCAGCCUCUUUUGGUGGGGGUGGGUUGUAGGGGACAGAGACAGUGGAAGACCAGAUCUCAGUCUGGGAAGUCUGUCACAGUCCACUAAACUGCCGUUUUGUCAAGUGCCAGGUGAGUUCCAUCUCAUCUCUUGCUUCUCUAGUCCUAACCCAUUUUUUCUUAAAAAGUAUUUAAGCAGUUUUUUUUUUUUUACAGGUUCUUUCA
Molecule: messenger RNA, 1726 nt
Organism: Microtus ochrogaster (prairie vole)
Lineage: Eukaryota; Metazoa; Chordata; Mammalia; Rodentia; Cricetidae
Gene: Tmem80
Product: transmembrane protein 80
Biological process (GO): non-motile cilium assembly
Cellular component (GO): ciliary transition zone
Source: RefSeq, a predicted model, not a curated record